UGCCGCGUUUUCCGUCCGGCCGCUCCGCUCUCAGGGAGCAGUGGGGAAAACAAACAGGUCGAACGGAGGAAGAUCGGUAGCCGGUUGGAUGUGGAGGCUGUUUAGCGGCGGAUGACUGUGUUCCGUGUCGGAGGCAGCCGCCGGGCGCUCUUCCAAAGUUGCUCCCCGGGUCUCGCUGCUGUUCGUCCGGGAGGCCGCGCGGAGUUUUCCCGAGUAUGUUGCCGCUUUCUAACAUUUUGCCAGGGCUGUUGGAGGAGCGCCUCGUCUACCCGCUGCGGUUUCGUGUUUUUCUCGACGUCGUUUGCCGGUUAGAAUUCGACGCUUAAUGAUCUAAAUCGGCUCCGCACACCGCGAGACACUUUUUAUUUUCUCCCCGACAUGCAUACGAGGCGCCUGGUGAAGCGGUCGAUCCUCGGCAGCCGCGUUUAUGCGCCGAGCCCGACGGGGGACGGAGCCCCGGUGACAGGAGUGGUCCAGGCUGUCAAGCAGGAGAACAGGGACGUGUCGGCCGCGGGGACCCGGCGCAGCGUCUACACGGUGCUCAUGCAGGACGGCAGCCUCAAGGAGUUCUCCGAGGAGGAGAUAGCCGCGGGCUUCAACCACACCGCAGCCAAAGCACCGCUCAAGUCCAGCCUCAAGCACAGCUCGAGUAACGGCGCUCCAGAAGGUCAGAAGAUGGAGGGCGGCUGCCUGAGCCCAGAGGCGGUGGAGGAGCAGCGGCUGGCUGACGGCAAGCGCCUCAGCCGGGACCCAGACACCCGAUCAGUGUCCCUGCUGGAGCAGAAACGCAAAGUCGUGUCUUCCAGCAUCGAUGUCCCCCAUGCCAGACGGUCGGAGGAGGAGGUGGAUAUGGACAAGGUGACGGCCGCCAUGGUGCUGACGAGUCUGUCCACCAGCCCGCUGGUGAGGAGUCCGCCUGUCAAAGUGAGCGAGGCUCUGAGCGGCUCGUGGAAGGACAACGGCUCGGCGGGACCCUUCACCCCGUCCAGCAACAGUUCCUCCGGGGGCUACUGGAGCUGGUCCGCACCCAGCGACCAGUCCAACCCCUCCACGCCGUCCCCUCCCCUCUCCGCCGACAGCUUCAAGCCCUUCCGCGUGCCCAGCCUGGGCGGCGUGGGGCCCGGCCCCGCGGGGCCCGAGGACCCCAGUCUGGAUGAGCAGGACGGCAGCAGUCUGCUCUUCGACGAGCCCAUCCCUCGCAAGCGCAAGAACUCCAUGAAGGUGAUGUUCAAGUGCCUGUGGAAGAACUGCGGCAAGGUGCUGAGCACGGCGGCCGGCAUCCAGAGACACAUCCGCACCAUCCACCUGGGGCGGAACUGCGACUCGGACUGCAGCGACGGCGAGGAGGACUUCUACUACACCGAGAUCAAGCUCAACACGGACUCUGUGGCCGAGGGGCUGAGCAGCCUGUCCCCCGUGUCGCCCUCCGUCCUCUCCCCCCCGCCCCCGCCCCCCUCCCCUCUGCCGCCCCUCGGCCAGCUGCCGGACUCCCACAGACCCCAGCAGCCCCCGGACACCAAGGAGCCUCACGCUGGCGGCACCACCCCGCUCAGCCGCUCGGCGCCCAGCGCCCUCUACCUCAUCCACACGGACCACGCCUACCAGGCCACGGCUCCGGUGUCGAUCCCGUCCAGCGGCAGUAACUUGGCCGGCUCCGCCUGCACCAGCUUCACUCCCACCAACAGCUCCAGUUUCAGCAUCUCCUGGCAGUCGCCGCCCGUCACUUUCACCGGAAACACAGUAUCUCCCAGUAAGAGCCAGGGAUUCGGUGAACAACGUUCUCAGACCAUCGCCGUGCUCUCGUCCCCUCCCAGAGCCACCACUGCCCUCAGUCGGAAGGUGCGCGGCGAGGGGAAGAAGUGCCGCAAAGUGUACGGGAUGGAGAACCGCGACAUGUGGUGCACCGCCUGCCGCUGGAAAAAGGCCUGCCAGAGGUUCACUGACUGAACGCAUUGCGCCCCUGUGAUGGUCGCCACUUCAGGAGGCACUCAAGUUUCCCUAUUGUUUGUUUUAUUUUUUUUUUCCACCAGAGGAAGCGGGAAGGGGCAUAGUUUUGCAUGCUCUUCUUUUUUUUUUCCCCCAGCUCAAAAUCACAACUGUCCAGCUCUGUCUCUGUUCCUGACCCUGCCCGCUGCUACCCCCCCCCUCCCCCGUCCAUCCAGCCAGCCUCCAUGAAACCUUUCCACAUGCGGAAGAAGCUGAAGGACAGCAGAGUCGCCGUUCAUGUUGCCGUCCAGGAUUCCCAGUAUUGCCUCGCCAUCCCCCCUCAUUCCCAGUUUUGGGGAAACCCCAGUGCAGCUAAACAGUGUAAAAAAAUUUGAUCUGAAGAUUUCUGCAGUUUUUAUUUGUUUGUUUUUUGUUUUUUGUUUUUUUAUGUUGAGUUCAGUGUUGCAUCUUUCUAUGUUUUGUACAGCUCUGGUUUUUAAAACGAAAGUCUAGUCAAAGAGGGGGGGUUCCGAAAAAAAAAAAAAAAGGGCCAAAAAGCUUUUUUUUUGUGUGUUUUGUCAACAAAUUUAAACAAAAACUUCACUUUUUUUAUCCAAAAGAAGAACAGACCUCUUGGCUGAACUAUUGGAAGAAUGAGGUAACGCUCUCAGUUUUGGUUCUUCCUUCAGUGUGUUCAUCCGUUUCGUUCAGCCUCCGGACUUCUCUGGAGGGCAAUCUUCUCGUCUCGUCGCAGCGUCUCCCGGACCCUCGCCUCUCCUCCCGACGUACCCCCGGGGAAUGUACGACGGAGGGGCAGGAAGAAAUACGGAGGAGAGACACACGGGGGGGAGUGAUCAAUGCAAAAAGAAAAACAAAACAAGAUGCUAUUUACAGUCAGGGAAAGCAGGUGGACCGUGUUUACCACAUGAAGCAUCCACAAAACCACAGGUGUUUCCCACACAAUCAGAGUCUUUUUCUUUGUUUUAUCAGGGAUGCGAUUCUUAAGAAAGCAAAAAAAAAGAAGAAAAAAAACCAGCAGCUUCAACUUGGGGUUAAACUGUAUGCAGCACGAUCUCAACAGCUUCUCUCUUUUAUCACACAUGACAACUUUCCAACCAAAAACUCCUUCAUCUUGUUCUUUCAUCUUCUGGGUUUUUGUUACGGUGCCAUGUUUAAUGUUGCUGAUGGAGUUAUUCCCUCUGUUUCUUUCUCUUUUUUUUUUUUUGUUUGACUGUUUACCCCCCCUCCUGCUAAACAGUGUGUGUUCCUGACAGCACUGGAAGUCAACCCGCAUGUGACGCCAUUAAAAGAUCAACAUCUCUCGCCACAUACAGAGAGACAAAUCGCCCUCCUCCUCCAACAACUUCUACACUUUCCCAAAGGGAA
Messenger RNA from Salarias fasciatus (jewelled blenny), 3312 nucleotides. RefSeq names its product zinc finger protein 704 (gene znf704). Lineage: Eukaryota; Metazoa; Chordata; Actinopteri; Blenniiformes; Blenniidae. The coding region runs from base 379 to 1947 and encodes 522 amino acids. The record is from RefSeq and is a predicted model, not a curated record. Gene Ontology annotation, biological process: regulation of transcription by RNA polymerase II. The transcript is spliced from 9 exons. Gene Ontology annotation, molecular function: RNA polymerase II cis-regulatory region sequence-specific DNA binding; DNA-binding transcription factor activity. Gene Ontology annotation, cellular component: nucleus.